AUGUCGAUCGUUUUACAAAAAGAUGAUAAAGCAGUAGUCUUUGGUGAAGAUGUAGCUUUUGGUGGCGUCUUCAGAUGUACGAUGGGAUUGGCAGAUGAGUUCGGACCAGAACGUGUGUUUAAUACGCCAUUAACCGAACAGGGUAUCGCAGGUUUUGGAAUCGGCUUAGCAGCCAUGGGUCACACAGCUAUUGCAGAGAUCCAAUUUGGAGAUUAUAUCUUUCCUGCUUUUGAUCAGAUCGUCAAUGAAGCUGCAAAGCUUAGGUAUCGUAGUGGUGGAGAUUAUGAUUGUGGUCACUUGACUAUCAGAGCCCCUACGAUGGCUGUGGGUCAUGGUGCUCUAUAUCAUUCUCAAAGCCCUGAAGGUUAUUUUCAACAAGCAGCAGGAUUAAAACAAUCUGAUCGCUUGAUAUCAAUGCUUUGUCAUUUCACAAAGGUAGUCAUCCCCAGAUCACCGAGUCAAGCUAAAGGUUUAUUACUCUCAUCGAUCCGAGAUCCGAAUCCGGUUUUAUUUUUUGAACCCAAAAUCCUUUAUAGAUCAUCAGUUGAAUACGUCCCAUCAGGAGAUUAUGAAUUACCACUAGGAAAGGCAGACAUUCUUGAAUCAGGAAGUGACAUCACCUUAAUCUCAUACGGUUCAACAAUCUACACUUGCGAACUGGCAAUGGCUAUGUUGAAACGACCACCUAAAGAAAUUGAAGAUCUUGUACCAAAAGAAUUGAGGAAUUUAAAGAUCGAGCUUAUUGAUCUUCGGACGGUUAUCCCUUUCGAUCAAGAAACAGUUAUUGAGAGUGUGAAGAAGACUGGAAGAUGUGUAAUCGUUCAUGAGGCUGCGAGAAAUGGUGGUAUAGGUGCUGAAGUUGCGGCUCGGAUCCAAGAACAUUGCUUCUCGAGGCUAGAAGCACCGGUGAAGAGGGUGUGCGGAUGGGAUACUCCAUUUCCAUUGGUUUUUGAAAAACUCUAUGUACCUGAUCAGAUCAGGAUUUUGGACGCUUUGAUUGAGACAGCUCAGUAUUAA
Molecule: messenger RNA, 1017 nt
Organism: Melampsora larici-populina 98AG31
Lineage: Eukaryota; Fungi; Basidiomycota; Pucciniomycetes; Pucciniales; Melampsoraceae
Exons: 7
Coding region: 1-1017 (338 amino acids)
Biological process (GO): response to nutrient; branched-chain amino acid catabolic process
Molecular function (GO): catalytic activity
Source: RefSeq, a predicted model, not a curated record